Aspergillus saccharolyticus JOP 1030-1 is the source of this 1648-nucleotide messenger RNA. Its product is annotated as casein kinase I. Gene Ontology annotation, cellular component: nucleus; cytoplasm. Bases 214 to 1545 code for a protein of 443 amino acids. Gene Ontology annotation, biological process: peptidyl-serine phosphorylation; endocytosis; signal transduction. The transcript has 5 exons. The record is from RefSeq and is a predicted model, not a curated record. Gene Ontology annotation, molecular function: protein serine/threonine kinase activity; ATP binding. NCBI's taxonomy places the organism in Eukaryota, Fungi, Ascomycota, Eurotiomycetes, Eurotiales, Aspergillaceae.
CCAUCGCUUUCGCCUCCCCUCUCCCCCUACCACCCCCUGACAAGCACUUAUUUGGUAUCACUGCCUCUGAGUCCAUUGUCUCCUGCAUUGACAUUUAGAUGUAAUGGCCUGGCUAACCUCACGUGUGAAGUCGUUCUCCAAGUCCCCUGAUCACCCCCUCUGGUCUCUGUCCUGUCUGCGGUUUCUCGUCUUCUUCAUUCGACUCUCGCAGCAAUGGCUUCAUCAUCAUCCAAUGUCGUCGGCGUUCACUAUCGUGUAGGCAAGAAGAUCGGCGAAGGUUCAUUUGGUGUGAUCUUCGAGGGCACAAAUCUAUUGAACAACCAACAGGUGGCGAUAAAAUUUGAGCCUCGCAAGAGUGACGCCCCGCAGCUCCGUGAUGAAUACCGGACUUAUAAGAUCCUCGUCGGGUGUCCUGGCAUCCCCAAUGUCUACUACUUUGGUCAAGAGGGUCUUCACAACAUCCUAGUCAUUGACUUGCUUGGCCCCAGCUUGGAGGAUUUGUUCGAUCACUGCAACCGGCGGUUCUCUAUCAAGACAGUCGUCAUGGUCGCCAAACAGAUGCUGUCUCGAGUUCAAACCAUUCACGAGAAGAAUUUGAUCUACCGCGAUAUCAAACCUGACAACUUCCUCAUCGGUCGCCCUAAUACCAAGGCCGCUAAUGUAAUUCACGUGGUUGAUUUCGGAAUGGCCAAGCAAUACAGAGAUCCCAAGACAAAGCAGCACAUCCCUUACCGUGAGCGGAAAUCGCUGUCUGGUACAGCCCGCUACAUGAGUAUCAACACCCAUCUGGGACGGGAACAAUCGCGCCGUGACGAUCUAGAGGCGCUUGGUCAUGUUUUCCUGUACUUCCUCAGAGGCGGACUUCCCUGGCAGGGUCUCAAAGCUGCUACCAACAAGCAGAAGUAUGAGAAGAUUGGUGAGAAGAAGCAGACUACUGCGAUCAAGGAUUUGUGUGAUGGCUUUCCGGAGUUCACAAAAUACCUGACCUAUGUCCGCAAUCUUGGCUUCGAAGACACCCCCGACUACGACUACCUCCGUGAUCUAAUGACACAAGCUCUUAAGAACACCGGCGAUGUCGAGGAUGGAGAGUAUGACUGGAUGAAACUCAACAAUGGAAGAGGUUGGGAGUACAAGUCAUAUUCAUCCCAACAACAUCUUCACAACAAUGCCAUUCCCAACUCCUCUGCGCGGGAAAUCCACGCCCAACAGCUCCGGGGUAGCCGACCGGGUGUGACUGCUGAUCGUCUAAAUGCGGCGCAGCCUCCCCCUCCCUCUCCCGCUAAACCUGGGGCUGGGAAGACCCGUGAUCGGCCAAGCGUGUCCGGAGGAAUGGCCCCGAAGCGUCAGAGCGGUGGUCUUGAUGCCACACCAGCGGCUUCGACUCAAGCACAGUUUCAGAACUCGAAUGCCAACAUAUCCGGGCACAUGGGCAGUCCCGCAAAUCCGGCGAAGACCAGUCAGCAAGGCCCCGGUGGUCCGGCGAAUAGUGAGCCGCAGCCUACUUUUGUGCAGAAAAUGAUGAAGGCGCUUUGCUGCGGUAGGUGACGACAUUCGUCUCUCCGUUCAACGCGGUUCCUUGGCUUAUUCCCGGUCUCCUUUUCAGGUUGAGUGAAAAAGCGGAACCCGAGCUAUUUUGUACUUCUACGAA